AGCAUAUUUCAGUCAUUAUUCACUGGGCGUGCUGUGUCCAAAUGCUGAAAAAGACUACGUCACAUCAUAACUUUAUAUCUCUCGCUUUAUUACUGAAUUCAUUAUUCAUUCGGAGUUUUAAAUCAGUGCAGUGAUAGGGGACGUCAAUAUUUUUUCUUUAAUAUUUAAAUUAUUGGCUGUGAAGUGAAUUCAAAUUAAAAAUGUUUAGUUUUCUGAAGCGAGAAAAGGCCCAAGUCGAAGUGGUGGAGAAUGUCGUCGGUGAAUUGAAGAAAAUUUAUCGAAGUAAACUCUUACCACUGGAGGAACAUUAUCAGUUCCACGAUUUCCAUUCGCCGAAACUGGAGGAUCCCGACUUCGAUGCAAAGCCAAUGAUCUUACUUGUUGGACAAUAUUCAACAGGCAAAACAACAUUCAUUCGGUACUUGCUUGAGCGCGAUUUUCCGGGUAUUCGAAUAGGCCCGGAGCCCACUACCGAUAGAUUUAUUGCGGUAAUGUAUGACGAGAAAGAGGGCGUGAUUCCGGGUAAUGCAUUAGUCGUCGAUCCGAAAAAACAAUUUCGACCGCUCUCUAAGUACGGAAAUGCAUUUUUAAACCGAUUCCAAUGUUCUUCGGUCGGUUCGCCAGUGCUACAGGCGAUAUCUAUUGUUGAUACACCUGGAAUUUUGUCAGGUGAGAAGCAACGGAUCGAUCGCGGCUACGAUUUCACCGGAGUGUUGGAAUGGUUUGCCGAACGGGUGGACAGAAUCAUAUUGCUGUUCGAUGCACAUAAACUAGACAUAUCCGACGAAUUUCGACGAUCUAUUGAGGCUCUUAAAGGACAUGAUGACAAAAUUAGAAUUAUUCUGAACAAAGCUGAUAUGAUUGAUCAUCAGCAGUUGAUGAGAGUUUACGGUGCUUUGAUGUGGUCAUUAGGUAAAGUGUUACAAACACCCGAAGUGGCUCGUGUUUACAUUGGGUCAUUUUGGGACCAACCGUUACGUUACGACGUCAAUCGAAGGCUAUUCGAAGACGAAGAACAGGACUUAUUCAGAGAUUUGCAAUCGUUACCGCGUAACGCAGCCCUUAGGAAACUGAACGACUUAAUAAAACGCGCCAGACUGGCCAAAGUUCAUGCAUACAUCAUAUCCGAAUUGCGCAAAGAAAUGCCAUCGGUAUUCGGCAAGGACAGUAAAAAGAAGGAAUUGAUCAAAAAUUUGGGUCAAAUUUACGAUCGCAUUCAAAGGGAACAUCAAAUAUCGCCGGGAGAUUUCCCGGAUGUUCGUAAAAUGCAAGAACAUCUGCAACAUCAGGAUUUCACCAAAUUCCACUCAUUGAAGCCGAAUCUACUCGAAGUUGUAGAUAGUAUGUUAGCUAUCGAUAUUGCCCGAUUGAUGGAAAUGAUUCCGCACGAAGAACAGAAUUUGGUUGCCGAAAGUGCUGUUAAAGGUGGUGCAUUUGAGGGAGUCGUGGACGACGUUAUAUCACCAUUUGGAUAUAAACGCGGUGAAGGUAUCGACGCUGGAUUCGGCGAACAUGACUGGAUCUGUGACAGAGAUCGUGCAAAGACGGACCCGCUAUUCGAGUCAUUAAAUCCUGUCGACGGGAAAAUAACUGGAGCAGCCGCCAAAUCCGAACUAAUCAAAUCCAAAUUACCGAACUCGGUGUUGAGCAAAAUUUGGAAACUAUCCGAUGUUGAUGCUGACGGAUUUUUGGAUGCCGAAGAGUUUGCCUUAGCAAUGCAUUUAAUAAACGUUAAAUUGGACGGAAAUGAAUUGCCGAAUGUAUUACCAGAACAUUUGAUUCCGCCAUCGAAACGAGGUUAAGUUAAAGAAGGAAAACUUGUAGUAAACAAAUAUGUAAUACGAAGACAUUGGGCAACUACAAAAUUAUACACUCAAAUAACAGAAAAAUUCAGAAUGGGAAUUUCGUACAACCACUGCUGCGUAGAUAAGUAUUUUUUAUAUGCAAAUUUUACAUGAAAAUGGAAAUUUUUUAAAUUUCAAAUUUAUGGUUAGUCUUUAGUAAAAACGAUUCGUUGGAAAUUUAUACAAGAAAGGGUGGAAGAGAGAAAAAAUUACAAAUUUUGAUGAUUAGAAAAUUACCGGAAGUUUUGUUGUUUACAAAAUUUAAUUUAAAAAAACAAAAACAAAACGAAAAAUUAGAAAAAGGAACUUAGGAUGUUACUACAACUUCAACCGUACGAAGACACACAAUAAAAGAGCCUUAUAUUUUGCGCGUUUUGCGUUUCUUUUUCUUUACAUAAAUGUCAUGUGCAUCAUAAUGUGCUAUAAAGCCUAAACAAUUUAUAGUGUUGAUUAA
Messenger RNA from Bradysia coprophila, 2298 nucleotides. RefSeq names its product putative achaete scute target 1 (gene Past1). NCBI's taxonomy places the organism in Eukaryota, Metazoa, Arthropoda, Insecta, Diptera, Sciaridae. Gene Ontology annotation, biological process: endocytosis; endosomal transport. Gene Ontology annotation, cellular component: plasma membrane; cytoplasm. Gene Ontology annotation, molecular function: GTP binding; protein binding; calcium ion binding. The record is from RefSeq and is a predicted model, not a curated record.